AUGGUGGCAGAAAAAGAGACCCUGAGCUUAAACAAAUGCCCAGACAAGAUGCCGAAGAGGACCAAGCUGCUGGCACAAUUGCCGCUCCCGGUGCACCAGCCUCACUCCCUGGUUUCUGAGGGCUUCACAGUCAAAGCCAUGAUGAAAAACUCAGUCGUGAGAGGCCCUCCAGCUGCAGGAGCAUUUAAAGAAAGACCAACCAAGCCCACGGCAUUUCGAAAAUUUUAUGAACGAGGAGACUUCCCAAUUGCCCUUGAGCAUGACUCGAAAGGAAACAAAAUAGCAUGGAAGGUAGAAAUUGAGAAGCUGGAUUACCAUCAUUAUCUGCCUCUGUUUUUUGAUGGGCUCUGUGAAAUGACAUUUCCCUACGAGUUUUUUGCUCGGCAAGGAAUCCACGACAUGCUGGAACACGGGGGGAACAAGAUUCUUCCUGUCAUUCCACAGCUCAUUAUCCCGAUAAAAAAUGCCUUGAACCUUCGAAACCGACAGGUCAUCUGCGUCACCCUUAAAGUCCUCCAGCAUCUGGUUGUGUCAGCUGAGAUGGUGGGUGAAGCUUUGGUGCCCUAUUACCGGCAAAUCCUCCCCAUCCUGAACAUCUUUAAGAAUAUGAAUGUGAACUCGGGAGACGGCAUCGACUACAGCCAGCAGAAGAGGGAGAACAUCGGCGACCUGAUCCAGGAGACGCUGGAAGCGUUGGAGCGCUACGGCGGGGAGGACGCGUUCAUCAACAUCAAGUACAUGGUCCCCACCUACGAGUCGUGCGUGCUCAACUAGC
Neomonachus schauinslandi (Hawaiian monk seal) is the source of this 775-nucleotide messenger RNA. RefSeq names its product parkin coregulated (gene PACRG). Gene Ontology annotation, molecular function: Hsp90 protein binding; Hsp70 protein binding. Bases 1 to 774 code for a protein of 257 amino acids. The transcript is spliced from 5 exons. The record is from RefSeq and is a predicted model, not a curated record. Gene Ontology annotation, cellular component: neuron projection; cytosol; vesicle. NCBI's taxonomy places the organism in Eukaryota, Metazoa, Chordata, Mammalia, Carnivora, Phocidae.